GAGUUGUAAUGCGUUUGUAGCCUACAUGUGUGACUUAUAUAUAACAUUUGCUAACAUGAGUACACAUUGCAUACAAUGGUGUAAGUUUCCUUUUUUACCUUUAUAAACUCAACUUGCGUCUGUAAAUAUCUGUAUUCAUUCUACUAUUAUUAUUUCCGUAGCCUAGGCUACACUAAUGGUCACGUUCCAAGUCCUAUGCCUGUAAAGUGAUUUGAACGCCAAUCGGCUGCACUCCGGUACUGUACCUGCACCACGGUUUGGAAGAACCAUAAACCAACCAUUGAAUUAAAUUGUAAUGACGGUCUUAAACGCAUAUGUACUGACAUAGAUUGUAGAUGGACUGGCUUCUUGAAAGACGUUGUAUUUGAUUGCCCGCUUGAUAAUGACAAGUUUCAAUGUUCAGUGGAGACGGAUGAAGUAAAGAAAAACAAGGAAGAACAACCAACAGUACCAGUGGCACCGAUAUGCAAAGACAAUAGAAGCUGUGGAUUCCCUACAACAUUUGUCGGUGAAAGUGUAAGAUGCACCAUACGUAUGCAAACACAACUACCAACAACAUCAAGAGGACCAGACAAUCUGAAGAAUGAAACAGACCAAUCAGGGCCAGAUGAGGUUUUAAGAGGAGGGACUGAGAAGAGAGAAGAGGUAACCACCCUUUCCCUUACCUAAACGGACACCCAGCCAACCCUGUCAUUCAACAGCCAGGUCACAAUGCCUGUAGGGUCGACACUCUCCACAGUGGGUGGGUUGAGUCACUCAUGAACUGGUUGAAUGGCGUUGUCUCAAACUGUUUCUAAACCAUCUACUAUUCACCCGCCCAUCUCCUCUUCCCAUCACUCCUCCCUUCCUCCUCCAGACCUCCAAGAUGGUCCGAGUUCACAACACCCAGUACUCCCUCUUCCUGCGCCAGGCAGAUGUCCUGCGUCGCUCGGGGACGUUGUGUGAUGCUGUCAUCUCAGUGGAGAGCCAGGUGUUCAGGGCCCAUCGGCUGGUGCUGGCCUGCGCUAGCAAAACCCUGGAGCAUCAGCUCACCCUGCAGGCUGCAUACUCAGACCAGCCUGAUCGCCUCAACCAACCUUACCACUGUAGUCUGGAGCUCCUCUCUCCACAAACAUUCCAGCAGGUCCUGGACUUUGCCUACACCGAGACCCUGGAGGUCCCUGUGGAUGAUCUGCCCCAGCUUCUGAGGGCCGCCAAGCUCCUGGAGAUGCAUUCCCUGGAGGAGCAGUGUCGCAGCCAGCUGAAGAGAAAUCGGGGGUGCCUGACGAGAGAGAGAAGAGAGUUGAGAGAAAUAAGAGUGAGAGGAACAAAAGAAACUAGAGAAAUGAGAGAAACGAGAGAACUUCAGAUAACAGAGGAGAGAGAUGAGAAAGAAUUCCUGAAAGGAAGUCACAUUCCAGAAGAGGGGGAUCCCCAGACAAUUCCCUCCAUUGAUCUGGAGCCCCAGAGCAGCCCAUUCACUGAGGACCCCACUCUUCCUGACACUAGGGAUAACACCUCUGGUUCAUCACCCCCACAGAGAAAAAGGCCAAAGCAACUCACACCCACACUAGUGACCACCACACCGCCUCCAUCCAGAGACAGUGUCAUCGCCACCACUGCUGCCACCAUCCAACCCCCUCCCCCUCCUCCCCCAGCGUCGAGGGUCAUGUGGCACCAAGUCAACACCCUGAGGAGGAUGGCCUUGAACUAUAACGACAUCCUAGCAGCCAGUUCUUCUUCCCUUCAACCUUCACAGCACCUGGUGACAUACCCUUUCCACCUCUCCACUCCUCACAUGUACCCCCUGCUAAUGUCCUCCAUCCCGCCCCAGGUCCACAGCGCCGUCCUGGGCUACCCUGGUAUCCUGCAUCCAUACCACCACCCCCUGCUCUCUGGGUCUCAGGAGCUGGGGGACAUCCUGACGCAAGGUUUGCUGGGAAAAAGAGACCCGAUGGAUAAAGUGUUGAUAGGUGGAGCACCAGGGGAAGGGCAAAGAUACUCCCAGGAGCGUCCAGGAAGAACCCAGGACUGUCAGCACUGCAGCAAGGUCCCCCUGGGCAGCUCAUGGCUGCAGGCCUCAACCACCAACCCCUCAGGCUCAGGUGAGACUUCUCUGGGGUGUAAGUACUGUGAUCGUGGCUUCAGGGUGGAGCGGUCACUGCUGUCCCACCGGCGAGAUCAGGGAGGAGAGAAGCCCUACGAGUGUAAUCGCUGCUCCAAGAGGUUCAGCCUCAAACACCAACUGGAUACACACCACCGGGUACACACAGGAGAGAAGCCUUUUGAGUGCCGUCUGUGUGGCCAGCGGUCAAGGGACUACUCAGCCAUGAUCAAGCACCUGCGGACCCACGGCGGGGCCACACCCUACCAGUGUACUGUCUGCCUGGAGUUCUGUAGCAGCCUGGCUGCCAUGCAGAAACACCUGAAGAACCACCCGCUGCAGGACUUUCCCCCAGACUGGACCAUCAGCAGCACCUACCUGUACACAUGCCAUACCUGAUCUAGCUUGAAGGCAAAUGUAAUGUCAAUAGAGAAUAAUUUUACUACCAAACAACUACAUCUCAGGGAAACUAACUCAUAGAAUGUAAUGUACAUACAUGGUAACAAGACACCAGUUACCGUAGCAUUUAUCCAUGUACUCCAAAAGUGCAUGGAGUACGUCAAUGCAUAUUUCCACCACUAGAAGGACACUGGGUCUCAGAAAAGAAUGUAAAACAUGUCUAGCACCAGCAGCAUUAUCAUUAUCAAGCACAGUAUUAUUACCAUUCUAUCGUGGCUGCAGCUGAAGAGUCACUUCCAAGAGACAAGGAAAGGAAACAUCAAGACUAUUUAGAGGCAGCAAAAAAUGUGUCCUUGUUUCAUAUGAAUGUGUCCAUCUAUGUUUGGCCGUUAUCUCUCUCAAGAAGACUUGGUGCAAUCGUUUUGUGCACACAUUCUUGAUUUUCAUUUAGCCAUGUGUGUUUAGUACAUUUAGACGUUGUUUGAUUCAUAUUUACAGUGCCUUUAGAGUCUGCACCUCCUGGAUUUUUUUCCCACGUUCUUUUGCGUUUCAAAGUGAGAUAGAAAUAUAUCUUUCUUUUUUUAUCAUUCAGCUACACAAAAUAGUCCCUAAUGUCAAAGUGAAAAGAAAAUUCUACACGUUUUUACAAAUUAAUAACAAUUAAAUGACUAAAAUAUAGUAGCUGCAGAAGUACUCACACCCUUUGUUUAGCAAAGCCUAAAUGAAGUAAAAAUGUGUCUUAACAAAUCACAUAAGUUAUAUGGACUCCCUCUGUGUGAAAUAACAGGGAUUGACAUGAUUUUUAAAUGACUACCCCUUCCUCUGUUCUCCAUACAUAGAACAUAUGUAAGGUCCCUCAGCCAAGUAUUGAAUUUCAAACUCAGAUUCAACUACAAAGACCAGGAAGCUUUUUGAAAGCCUCAUAAAGAAGACCAGUGAUUGGCAGAUGGGUAGCAAUAACAAAUCAGACAUUGAAUAUAUCUUUAACCAUGGUCAAAUUAAUAAUUAUGCUGUGGAUUAUGUAUUAAACCACCCAGACACAUCAAAGAUGCAGUCAUCCUUCUGAUCUGAGCUGCAGGACAUUAAGGAAACUGCCUAGGGAUGUUAUUAGGCCAUUGGAUAUUAGGCCAUUGGAGAUUUUAAAACAACUACAGAGUUCAAUGGCUGUGAUGGAAGAAAACUGAGGAUGGAUCAACAACAUUGUAAUGACUCCACAAUAAUGACCUAAAAGACAGAGUGAAAAGAAGAAUAUAAAUAUACAAAAUACAAAUAAUCCAAAACAUGUAUAGAGGCACUAAAGUAAUACUGCAACAACAACAACAUGGCAAUGGAAUAUACUUUUUGGCCUAAAUGCAAAGCCUUAUAAUUAUCUAAUCAAGGUAUAUUAGUGUUGAAUUUUUUAUUAAUUAAAAAAAUACAAAUAUCUUUCACUUUGAUAUUAGAAUAUUUUGUGGAAGCCGUUGACCUAAAAAAUACAAUUAAAUACAUUUUAAUCCCACUUUGUAACACCAUAAAAUGUGAAGAAAUCCAAGGGGGUGUAGACUUUUUUUAUAGGUGUUGUAUAUGUGCUUUAGCCUGUUGCUAUUUUAAUGAUAGUAUUGUUAUAAUCAAUGUACUAGUUUAGCAGAUGGCCUGUUUUGGUACUGAAUGUAGAUCCUCACACAGUCACACCCAACCACAAAGAAACAAUAGCCUGUCAAGUCAAACCUUUAUAAUAUGAGACCAUUGGUUUGCUUUGAACUUGAGUGUGAAUGCAUUUUGGCAUAAAUUACACAGCAGCUGGCAUGCAGAGUGUAUUUGCAAUUAGUAUCUCUUCAGAGAAUAAAUGUUUUAAAUACAUAUUUAUUUUGACAGGUUGUGUCAGUCAGUGUUCUACCAUUUUACUUACUGUACUUUUUUUUUUUUUACAUAAAACAACCAUAUCUAACAUCUUA
Messenger RNA from Oncorhynchus kisutch (coho salmon), 4416 nucleotides. Its product is annotated as zinc finger and BTB domain-containing protein 16. Gene Ontology annotation, biological process: regulation of transcription by RNA polymerase II. Gene Ontology annotation, molecular function: RNA polymerase II cis-regulatory region sequence-specific DNA binding; DNA-binding transcription factor activity, RNA polymerase II-specific; protein binding. NCBI's taxonomy places the organism in Eukaryota, Metazoa, Chordata, Actinopteri, Salmoniformes, Salmonidae. The record is from RefSeq and is a predicted model, not a curated record. Bases 866 to 2482 code for a protein of 538 amino acids. The transcript is spliced from 9 exons.